This is a messenger RNA of Lipotes vexillifer (Yangtze River dolphin), 3076 nucleotides long. Its product is annotated as zinc finger protein 585A. The coding region runs from base 128 to 2443 and encodes 771 amino acids. The transcript has 4 exons. Gene Ontology annotation, molecular function: RNA polymerase II cis-regulatory region sequence-specific DNA binding; DNA-binding transcription repressor activity, RNA polymerase II-specific. Lineage: Eukaryota; Metazoa; Chordata; Mammalia; Artiodactyla; Lipotidae. Gene Ontology annotation, cellular component: nucleoplasm. The record is from RefSeq and is a predicted model, not a curated record. Gene Ontology annotation, biological process: negative regulation of transcription by RNA polymerase II; regulation of immune system process; regulation of cytokine production.
UUUCCAGGGAGCCCCUGGGUCAAAUCUUCCUCCAGAUUCCACCUCACCUCUUCUUAGCAGCUCUGCUUGAGUUUACAGAUGUCCACCAAACUUUAGAUUCCUGAGAGAAUAAAGGUUGAGACCCAGCAUGACCAUGCCAGCUAAUUGGACCUCAUACCAGAAAUCCCUGGGCCUGGCUCCAGAGGAACAUGGCAGUUCAUGUGAGGGAUCAGUGUCCUUCAGGGAUGUGGCUGUAGAUUUCAGCAGAGAGGAGUGGCAGCAGCUAGACCUUGAUCAGAAAAACCUGUACCGGGAUGUGAUGCUGGAGACCUAUAGCCACCUGCUCUCAGUAGGGUAUCAAGUUCCUGAAACAGAGGUUUUCAUGUUGGAGCAAGGAAAAGAGCCAUGGGCACUGCAGGGUGAGAGCCCACAUCAGAGCUGUCCAGGAGAGAAAUUAUGGGGCCAUAAUCAAUGUGGAAAAAUCCUCAGCUAUAAACAAGUACCCUGUCAACAUCAGAAAAGUCAUACUGGGGCAAAAUCUUAUGAAUGUGCUGAAUUUGGAAAUAUCUUCACCCAGAAGUCACAACUCAAGGUACAUCUGAAAGUGCAUACAGGAGAAAAACUGUAUGUAUGUAUUGACUGUGGAAAGGCUUUUGUACAGAAGCCAGAAUUCAUUACACAUCAGAGAACUCAUACUAGAGAGAAGCCCUAUAAGUGCAGUGAAUGUGGGAAAGCCUUUUUCCAAGUAUCUUCUCUUUUCAGGCAUCAGAGAAUUCAUACUGGAGAAAAACUCUAUGAAUGCAGUGAAUGUGGGAAAGGCUUCUCUUAUAACUCAGAUCUUAGUAUACAUCAGAAAAUUCAUACUGGAGAGAGACACCAUGAGUGCAGUGAUUGUGGCAAAGCAUUCACGCAGAAGUCCACACUCAAGAUGCAUCAGAAAAUUCAUACAGGCGAGAGAUCCUAUAUAUGUAUUGAAUGUGGACAGGCCUUCAUCCAGAAGACACACUUGAUUGCACACCGAAGAAUUCAUACUGGAGAAAAACCAUAUGAAUGCGGUAACUGUGGGAAGUCCUUCAUUUCCAAGUCACAACUGCAGGUACAUCAACGAACUCACACAAGAAUGAAACCGUCUAUAUGCAACGAAUAUGGGAAGGUUUUCAACAGUAGUUCCAACCUCAAUACACAUAAGAAAGUACAAAUGAGAGAGAAAUCUUCCAUAUGUACUGAAUGUGGUAAGGCCUUUACGUACAGGUCAGAGUUGAUUAUACAUCAGAGAAUUCACACCGGAGAGAAACCUUAUGAAUGCAGUGAUUGUGGAAAAGCCUUCACUCAGAAGUCAGCACUCACAGUGCAUCAGAGAAUUCAUACAGGAGAAAAAUCAUAUAUAUGCAUGAAAUGUGGGCUAGCCUUCAUCCAGAAGGCACACUUGAUUGCCCAUCAAAUAAUUCAUACAGGAGAGAAACCUUAUAAAUGUGGUAAUUGUGGGAAAUCCUUUACUUCCAAGUCACAGCUUCACGUGCAUAAACGAAUUCACACAGGAGAGAAACCUUAUAUGUGCACUAAAUGUGGGAAGGCAUUUACCAACAGGUCAAAUCUCAUUACACAUCAGAAAACUCAUACAGGAGAGAAAUCCUAUAUAUGUCCUAAAUGUGGCAAGGCCUUCACACAAAGGUCAGACUUGAUUACACAUCAGAGAAUUCAUACUGGGGAGAAACCUUAUGAAUGCAAUACCUGUGGAAAAGCCUUCACCCAGAAGUCACACCUCAAUAUACACCAGAAAAUUCACACUGGAGAGAGACAAUAUGAAUGCCAUGAAUGUGGGAAAGCCUUCAACCAGAAAUCAAUACUCAUUGUGCAUCAGAAAAUUCAUACAGGAGAGAAACCCUAUGUGUGCACUGAGUGUGGAAGAGCCUUCAUCCGGAAGUCAAACUUUAUUACUCAUCAGAGAAUUCAUACUGGGGAGAAACCUUAUGAAUGCAAUGAUUGUGGGAAAUCCUUCACCUCCAAGUCUCAGCUCCUGGUGCAUCGACCAAUUCACACAGGAGAAAAACCAUACGUGUGUGCUAUAUGUGGGAAAGCCUUUAGUGGCAGGUCAAAUCUCAGUAAACAUCAGAAAACUCAUACCGGAGAAAAGCCCUACAUCUGUUCUGAAUGUGGGAAGACCUUCAGACAAAAGUCAGAACUGAUUAUACAUCAUAGGAUUCAUACUGGAGAGAAACCUUAUGAAUGCAGUGACUGUGGUAAAUCGUUCACUAAGAAAUCACAGCUCCAAGUGCAUCAACGAAUUCACACAGGAGAGAAGCCUUAUGUGUGUGCUGAGUGUGGGAAGGCCUUCACUGACAGAUCAAAUCUGAACAAACACCAGACAACACACACUGGAGACAAACCCUAUAAGUGUGUAGUCUGUGGGAAAGGCUUCGUUCAGAAAUCAGUUCUCAGUGUGCAUCAGAGUAUUCAUACUUGAGAGAAACAUCCUGAGAAAACCUCAGUGAGAUCAAAUUUUAUUUUACAUUAUGGAAUUUGUGCAACAGAAAAAUAUGCAUAUUAUCGUAACUAGAAAUGCCCCAUCAGAAUGUCAUACAUUACUAUACAGAAGAGGACCUCUGAAAGGACUGAAUGGGAGGACCCCUUCCCAUAUUGUCACCAGCCUCAGUAAACCUUGGGGUAUUCAUACUGAGAAGGAACUUUGUCAGUUUGGUACAUUAGAAGAAGCCUUCUCUUGAAAACUGUAAUGGAACUCUGUUAGCAAAUUCUGCACUGGAAACAUUAUGUGAAGUCAUGUUAAUGAUAAUCCUGUUUACUGUGGAAUAGGUAAUAUACCAACAAGUUGAAUGGUAGAACAGCAUAAUAUAUACGAUAACGAUAAACCCUAAGUUCUGUGAGAUGUUUGUUGCAGAACACAUUGCCUAACAGAAUUUUGUGUGUCAUUCUUCUGUUGAAUCAAACAUAGUCUGCAUAUCUAAUCCCCCAUUGCAUAUUUUUAUCAAGAAAGGGAUGCCACAGUAAAAAAAAUAUUUAUGUAUACAGAUAUAAACCUCAGAGUGUAUGUUGACUCCCCCAUUAUCCUCUAGCACCAUGAAUGGUACCCCCCCCUUAU